AUGAAUGAUGUAUGGAAUAGCUCUGCCGAAGUGCAGGAGAAUGUAGCAGUAGAUAAGAAACCUGGAGAUGUCAGUUCUGAUGGAGCUCAAAGCCUGGUUGCGGGGAAACUACUAGCUAGAAAGGAGGCUGCAGCUAAGGACUCAAGUAAUGCUGCAAUGCAGUUAGAGGUCGAUAAGAAUAAAGCCAUUGUAGAAAGAAGUAGCCUUCAAAGUGGAAAGAUAGGAAGUUCUGCUACAGUUGAAGUAGGAAAAUCCAGUGUUAAGAAGACUAAAAAAUCGAAAAAAAGAAGUGGCGCUAAAACAACCGACACAGUGAUGAACGAUAUAGGGGAUGACUCUGCAAAAGAGAAGGAGAACAUUGCAGCGGAUAAUAAAUCUGGGAAGCUCGGUUCUGGUGGAGAGCAAAGCCCGGUUUCAGGAAAAGCAUUAGCAAGAAAGAAAGUUGCAAAGUCAGCUACAACAGGUACAAAGGUGGAUAAAGAGUCUAAGCAGCAGAGGAUUAAGCCCUUGGCUAGUAGAAAAGUCUUGCAGGACCAAGAACAUGAGCCGAAGUUUUUUAUUAACACCAAACUAAGCCCUGAUUUUCAGANUGGCUCGCCUAAGCAAAACCUUAGGGUUGUGCCAAACCUCAGUGACCACGCUGGAGGCAGGGAAGCUGCAGAUAAGUUGGAUCUGAGUGAUUCAGCAGCUAGGUUGUUCAAUUCAGGUGUUGUUCCCAUGGAAGCUGAUAUUUUGAUUCCAGAAAAUUCUACUAUGAAGGGUGCAUUGGAUGAAGUACCUGAAAGAUCUGUAACUGAGCCUCUGAUGAAGACCUCUCCUGGGUCGGGUUUAAUUGGAUUGAAAGACAAGCAAGAAACAGAGCUGCCCAAGACGAAAACAGCUCCAAAAAAGAGCCUAGGCAUCAGAGGCAGGAAAAAGAACCCCAUUAACCAAAAGGGAUCAAUAUACUUGAGCGAACCUACCCCAAAGGAUGAGCCCGAUGAUUGUCUAAACAAAGGAAAAGUUUCAGCGCCAGUAACGGCUAAUAGCAUUCAGAAGGAGUUAUCAAGCCCUGUCCUAAAAACUGAGGUUGUACCAGAAAUGGCAAAACAUAUUGUCUCAGAGACUGAAGCCUUCCAGCAAAUUGACUCUCUAGAUAAGAAAUCUUUAGUCCCAGAAGAAAAACACCAUCUUGGGUUGGAUCUGAUGGUGAACCAAGGUAAGCAGCAGGCUAAGACCCCAGAGGAAGUUGAUGUAGAUGUGGAAAUUAAGGUGCUAACACCCGAGCAUACUGAUGUUCCAGUUGAAGAUCCAAGUGGUUCGUUACAAUUAGAGGUUGGUAAGAUUAAAAGUAAACGCAAAAGGGAGGCUACUGUAUGCAAAAAUAGCCUUCAAAGUGGGAAGAAAGAAAGCUCUUCUACAGUCGAAGUAGGAAAAUCCAGUGUCAAGAAGACCAAAAAAUCUAAAAAAGAACAUGAUACAGAAGCAAUCGGUACUCUGAUGAAAGAUAUAGGGGAUAACUCUGCGGAUGACAAGGAUAACUUAGCAUUGGAACGUAAAUCUGCCAAGGUCAGUUCUGGUGGAGACCAAGGCCCAGUUGAGGGAGAAACAUUAGGAAGAAAGGAAGGUGCAACUAAAGAUCCAAGCGAUGCUGAAGUGAGAUCUGAGGUUGAUACGAAUAAAGGUAAACGCAGAAAAGAGGCCAUUGCAGAAGAAAAUAGGCUUCAAAAACCUAGUGUCAAAAAGGCGAAAAAUUCUAGAAAAGAAGAUGGCGCCAAAGCAAACAAUACUGUUAUGAAUGAUACAUGGAAUAGCUCUGCCGAAGUGCAGGAGAAUGUAGCAGUAGAUAAUAAAUCUGGAGAUGUCAGUUCUGAUGGAGCUCAAAGCCUGGUUGCGGGGAAACUACUAGCUAGAAAGGAGUCUGCAGCUAAGGACUCAAGUAAUGCUGCAAUGCAGUUAGAGGUCGAUAAGAAUAAAGCCAUUGUAGAAAGAAGUAGCCUUCAAAGUGGAAAGAUAGGAAGUUCUGCUACAGUUGAAGUAGGAAAAUCCAGCGUUAAGAAGACUAAAAAAUCGAAAAAAGGAAGUGGCGCUAAAACAACCGACACAGUGAUGAACGAUAUAGGGGAUGACUCUGCAAAAGAGAAGGAGAACAUUGCAGCGGAUAAUAAAUCUGGGAAGGUCGGUUCUGGUGGAGAGCAAAGCCCGGUUUCAGGAAAAGCAUUAGCAAGAAAGAAAGUUGCAAAGUCAGCUACAACAGGUACAAAGGUGGAUAAAGAGUCUAAGCAGCUGAGGGUUAAGCCCUUGGCUAGUAGAAAUGUCUUGCAGGACCAAGAACAUGAGCCGAAGUUUUUUAUUGUCAGUGGUCCUAGGUCCCAGAGAAACCAAUAUCAGCAGAUCAUUAGGCGUUUAAAAGGAAAAUGUUGCCGAGAUUCUCAUCAGUGGUCUUAUCAAGCAACACAUUUCAUUGCUCCUGAAAUCCGUAGGACUGAAAAGUUUUUUGCUGCUGCUGCAUCUGGAAGUUGGAUUCUGAAGACUGACUAUGUGGCUGAUUCAAAGGAAGCUGGGAAACUAUUACCAGAGGAGCCUUAUGAAUGGCACAGCACUGGUCUUAGUGCUGAUGGUGCGAUAAACCUCGAGUCCCCAAGGAAAUGGCGGCUCGUCAGGGAGCAAACAGGACAUGGUGCUUUAUAUGGAGUGCGCAUUGUUGUAUACGGUGACUGCACCAUCCCUUCUCUGGAUACAUUAAAGCGAGCUGUGAAAGCUGGGGAUGGUAUGAUCCUAGCAACCGCACCUCCUUACACGCGUUUCUUGAAUCAAAACACCGAUUUUGCGUUGAUAAGCCCCGGGAUACCGCGGGAUGACGUCUGGAUCCAAGAGUUUAUACGCCAUGAAAUCCCUUGCGUCCUCUCCGAUUACCUGGUGGAGUACGUUUGUAAACCUGGAUACGCACUUGACAAGCACGUGCUCUACAACACGAACUCAUGGGCAGAAAGGUCGUUUAAUAAGAUGCAGCUUAGUGCAGAUGUGUGUACCAUUUAACUUAAAAAAAGUAGAUGAGUGGAUUUUUUAAUGCAAAUGUGGCAAAAAUAAAAGAAAAUAAGUGCUUAGUUAUUUAUUAA
Camelina sativa (false flax) is the source of this 3098-nucleotide messenger RNA. NCBI's taxonomy places the organism in Eukaryota, Viridiplantae, Streptophyta, Magnoliopsida, Brassicales, Brassicaceae. The record is from RefSeq and is a predicted model, not a curated record.